ACCAACUGAAAAAACCUUAGAUUUGGACUCCCACCAUUGACAAACCUUUUCUUUUUUACCUUCCAUUUUUCAUUUGCCAACGGAGGUUAACGAUUACCUAACUCCUGUAAUCGGCAGAAUCGGGAAAAGCAGCCAAAAUCGACAUUCGAUUUCAAUGGAAACGAUUACCGAUCCUGCUUUGAAGCGGCACCAACAAAAAAAGGUACAACUUCAUACUUUUAAUGUUAACAAUACAGACCAUAAUCCCGUGAUCGUAUUGGCAUUGUGUGCAUCCUUUAAUUAUGUCUAUGGAACUAGAACUAUAAAAUUAGUACAAAAUCAUCAUAGUUAUAGUAUUGUGAUCAGAAAGAAGAAUCGUAAUAGCAGAAAAUUGUUGAGUGGUAAGUGCAAUAACGAUACUAGUAAAGAUUCUAUUGUUCGUGUUGUUUCUCCCUAUUUUAACAAUAAAGGAGAUGUUAAUUUUAAAGAAAGAAGAGAUACUUUGGAGAAUAAGAGGGGAAUUAAUGGGGAUUGUUGUGGGAUGGAGAUGAUUAAGCAAAUUAGUGAUGAGAGGAUAUUAUUAUCAAAAAGGUUGUUGUUGGGUAUUGAUCCAAAAUCUCAAAAUUCUAUUGAGAAGGGUGGAGUUUUAGAUAAUAACAAUGGGAUUGGGGGGAUGGGUGUUAUGAUGACCAAUGAGGAUGGCAAGAGUGUAGUUUCUCCCUAUUUUAGCAACAAAGGAGAUGUGCAUAUUAAGCAAGGAAGAGAUAAUUCUGAGAAUGAGAGAGGAAUUUAUGGGGAUUAUCGUGGGGUGGAGAUGAUUGAGCAAAUUGAUGAUGAGGGGUCAUCAUUAUCAAAAGGGGGAUUGUUGGGCAUUGAGCCAAAAUCUAUAGAUUCUAUUGAGAAGGGUGGAGUUUUAGGGGAUGAGAACGGGGCAGCGGAGAUGGGUGUUGUGAUGACGAAUGAGGAUGGUAAGAGUGUUGUUUCGCCAUACUUUGUGAAUAGUAGUAGAAAGGAGAAGGGUAAAGGUAGGAAAAGGAAGAAGAAAGUUCGGAAUGAUCAAUUGCUUGUUGAGAUUGGGAAUGGUGAUUGGGGGGAGAAAAACAAGCAAAGCUUUGUGGAUAGAAAUUCAAAUGAGGCUGAUGUUCUUGAGGAGAAGAAACAAGGGAAUGGAGAAGUUCUUGUUAGUUUGUCGAACGAUGAUAAGGAGAUGGUUGUUUCCCCAUAUUUCGUGAGUAGUGAUGUCAAGGAGAAAAAGAAAAAUAGGAAGAGGAAAAAAAUGGCACAAGUUGAUCAAUGUUGUGGCAAAACUGAUAAUGUGGAUAACUGUAUGUUGUUAAAAAGGGAUAUAAAUGAGAAACAUGUCAAAGAAAAGAAUUCGACUAUAAGUGUGUUGAAUGAUCAACUUAAAGUGGAUAGUCCUAUUGUGGACAAGAUUGAAAAUGUCGAGGAGAAGAUUAGGGGAAGGGAACUCUCUGUCAGUGUGAUGAAUGAUGAUGAGAACCGAGAUGUUUCUCCAUAUUUUCGGAAAAAUGAUAGCAAUGAGAAGGGUAAAAGAAGGAAGAGGAAGAAAAAAGUUCAAAAUGAUAAUUUAUUUGGAGAAGUUGAGGCUGGUGCCACAAACGUCAAGUCAGAAAAAACUGUUUCACCGUAUUUUAUUGCCAAUGGAGCUUAUGGCCAUGUAGACGGAGUAAAGGAAAAGAAUAAGUUUAGGAAACAAAAAUUUAAUGGUAAACAAACUUUUAAUGAAGAUGAAGUGUCUGAAAACAAGAAGGGUUACAUUAAGGUCGGAAAUAAUGCAGAAAAUGAGAGGAGUCUGAAGAGAGCUACUGUUACAUCAAAGUAUGCUAAUAGUGAAGACAUGAUUGAUCAGGGCUACGUAGCGGAGCUUAAUGAGGAGGAUGGUAGUGAAGAUACUAUUUCUGAAAGCAAUUUUGGUGAUUAUGGGAAAAUUCAUAGGGCUACUUUUGCUUGCAAUAAAAUUAUGAAGACAAAACGGUUGAAACCCUUGUACCAAUUGAAAACAGACGAGAGUCUGGAUGGUAAAACUUUGCAUGUUGGACAAGAAGGGUGCACCUUGGUGGUUGACCCCAUCAAUGUGAAGUCAAAAAAGAAGAAGACGAGUGCUAUAAAGUGUGGCGCAGCAGCUGGUGAGAAGGAUGACUUUGAUCCUUCUUCAAUAGGAUCUAAAUCCGAAGAUUGGUUACACGACAACAAUGACUGUCUUCAAGCAUCAUCAAAUAAGGUAAUCUGUCAAUGUUCCCAACGGGUAUUGGAGAAAAAUGAGUUUGACGAUGAAAGAGGCGAGCCCUACUAUAAACAUAGAGAAAAGAGGGUUGAUGAUAGGACCAAGUACAUCAAGUUUGAGGAGUUGCUUUCCCAAUUUUCUUUCAAGGAUGCUACUGACGUGAAUUCGGAUAUAGGAAAUGGGGACAAGGAAGGAGAUGGUGCUGGGAAAAGUAAGAAGAAUGUUAGGAAACGGAGAGGUACAAAUGGGUAUCUUAGUGCUGCUGAGAAGCUAGCUGACGCUUACCGAAGAAAAGCUCCCGACUGUAUUUGGAUCCCACCCCGUUCUCCUUAUAAUCUUCUCCAAGAGGAUCAUGCCUAUGAUCCGUGGAGAGUCUUGGUGAUUUGUAUGCUUUUAAACAUCACUACUGGACCCCAGGUCAAGAAAGUAUUGUCGCUCUUUUUUGAUGUGUGCCCCAAUGCGGAAGCUGCUGUUAACAGCGACAUAAUCAGAAUUGCGAGUGUAAUACAAACUUUAGGGUUGCAGAGAAAGAGGGCAGCAAUGAUUCAGCGGUUUUCUACGGAGUAUUUGUGUGACGAUUGGACCCACGUGACUCAGUUGCACGGAAUCGGAAAGUAUGCCGCUGAUGCGUAUGCAAUUUUUUGCACUGGCAAGUGGCGAGAGAUAAUCGGGUCAUUUUUAGACGGCUCUAGCAUGGCGAGAUUCCAUCUGUUGCAGGCUCUGUCAUCCUCAACCUUCUAGCAGCAGCCGCAACUUCAAUCCAUUUCAUUCCAUUGAAUCUUCCUUUACC
Messenger RNA from Amaranthus tricolor (Joseph's coat), 3014 nucleotides. RefSeq lists its product as uncharacterized. The record is from RefSeq and is a predicted model, not a curated record. Gene Ontology annotation, cellular component: nucleus. Gene Ontology annotation, molecular function: DNA binding; catalytic activity. The coding region runs from base 155 to 2965 and encodes 936 amino acids. Gene Ontology annotation, biological process: DNA repair. The transcript is spliced from 4 exons. Lineage: Eukaryota; Viridiplantae; Streptophyta; Magnoliopsida; Caryophyllales; Amaranthaceae.